This is a messenger RNA of Nicotiana tabacum (common tobacco), 2260 nucleotides long. RefSeq names its product F-box protein At-B. The record is from RefSeq and is a predicted model, not a curated record. Gene Ontology annotation, molecular function: protein binding. Gene Ontology annotation, biological process: SCF-dependent proteasomal ubiquitin-dependent protein catabolic process. Gene Ontology annotation, cellular component: SCF ubiquitin ligase complex. NCBI's taxonomy places the organism in Eukaryota, Viridiplantae, Streptophyta, Magnoliopsida, Solanales, Solanaceae.
CAAAAGUGGACACCUCCUACUCUGUGCAGUGCAUGAGAGUAUCCUCUUAACUCAAUUUCUAUCAAAAAAACGCACUUUUUGCUGGAGCCUGGAGAAAUGGUAGGAUAUUGAGCUGGAAAAAAAAGCUAGGGUUUGAUAUUCAUGGCUGCAACUGACAGUGAUAACAAGCGACACCAUACUGGAGAAGGAAGAGGUGGUGAUUGUGAGGCGUCAAUGGAAAAACUUCCACACCACAUAAUAACUCACGUAUUGCACAAACUGGAUUUGGAAUCUCUUUGCACCGCUGCUUGCGUCUCUCGAACUUUCCAUUCCGCCGUUACACACCUUCUUUCUUCUCUUUCCUCUCUCGAUCUUUCUGGAUUUUCUCUUGAUGAAGAGUCUUUAAAACAUGUUGUGAGUAGGGUACAAGGAGCCAAGAGCUUAACGAUUGAUUGCCUCCAGGUGGAGAAUGAUUCCUCCAUUUUCAAUAUCCUCCAUGAACAUAUCGUAGACUUGAGUUUGCUCAAAUGUUCCUCUCUGUCUUAUGACAUUCUUCGUGCAAUUGGAGAAAGGUGCCCCAACUUAAGGUUCUUCCUUAUAGAAUUUGCUGGGCAUGUAUUACCGGAACUUUUCAAAACAAAGCUUAUAGAAAUGCUCCAAAAGAUUUCCUUGUUGGAGGCCCUGUCAAUAAAAAUCCGAGGGACCAUACUUGAUGUUUUUGAUUUACAAUCUCUUGAACUAUUUUUGCCCAAGAGUGUCAAGAGUUUAAAGUUGCAGCCAACGGCUGAACACUUCUCUAUCCACUGGAUAGAUAAGCUCAGAGGUGUCCCUUGGUUCAAAUUGCAAAGCUUAUCUCUUGUCUUGGACAUUAUUUCAGAUAACCUUUUCAUCACAGUUGUGAAUUCUCUUCCGCUCUUGGUAGAGCUGGAUCUUGAAGACAGACCUCUCACUGAGCCAUCGAUGCGGUUGGAUUUGACCAACACUGGACUACAGUGUCUGGAGGUUUGCCAGCAUCUAAUUACCCUCUCAAUUGUUCGAAGUAGAAUAUAUUAUCCUGCUUCAUUUAAGAGAGUGGACAAUUUGGGCAUGUUCCUUCUUUCUGAAGGUUGUGGAGGACUUGAAUCAGUGAAACUUGGUGGGUUCACAAAGGUUACUGAAGCUGGCUUUUCAUCAAUUCUGCACUCAUGCCAGAAUCUGAAGAAAUUUGAAGUGCUGAAUUCAUCUCUAUUGUCAGACUUGGCGUUCCAUGAUAUGAGGGGAGUUGCUAGGUCCCUACUUGAAUUAAGGUUGUUAUCGUGCAGGCUUCUAACCAGUGAAGCUAUGGAGGAAUUAUCCUCAUUUAGUAACUUGGAGGUACUUGACACAAGUGGGUGCAGAAGCAUUUCUGACCCCUGUCUCAGCUACAUAUCAGGUCUUACUACACUCAGGACACUAAACUUAGCAGAAGCUGAUAUUACUGACAGUGGUCUUGCUAUUCUUGGUAGAGGAGACUUACCCAUUGCACGGUUGUGCAUCAGAGGCUGCAAGAGAGUAACUGACAGGGGAAUCGGGUUUUUAUUUCAUGGAGAGCGGAAAAUCUGCAAAACAUUAUCAUCAUUGGAUGUUGGUCAAAUGCCCGGAAUAUCUGAUGCAGGCAUUUUUACCAUUUCAUCUGCUGCCAAAGCAUUAACUGAUUUAUGUCUAAGGUACUGCUUCCAUGUGACUGAUGCUGCAAUGAAGAUGUUGGUGGAUAGACCAAACCACAAGAGUUGUCUACUGCAAAGACUUGAUCUUUAUAACUGUCGAAGUCUGUCUGAUGAUUUGAUAAUGCUACUUCUGGAUAAGUCUCCGUUCCGUGGUUUGCGCUGGCUUGGCGUUGGAUCUACUCUCUUAGUCAAUAAAAGAGGCAAUUUCUCCACAGUAUGCAAUGGACGACCCUGGUUGGUCGUGUGUUUUGAUGGCUGUGAAUUGGGGUGCCACGAUGGUUGGCAAUUUCACAAAUCAAAUGGCUACUAAAUUAUGCAUUAGUGAACAGGAGACCUUUCUGAAAGAAGAAACUGUAUAAAUCAAGAUAGACUUCAUCUUUGCUUUCUCAAGGGCCGACACCACAUAGCUUUUCUUUACAUUGUUUUAACAUCUCAAUUAGGCACCGCCUAUAGUUGGGUACCACAAGUUGGCCGAGUUUUGUUCUCUACUUUGUACUUCAGUUUUUCUAAAAUACAGCUUCACUGUGAUGCACUUUGGAUAGCCUACAAGGCUGCAACCACACUUUUGCGUAUGUACUUGUGCUUGAGCUUGGUUA